AUGGCCGGAAACGCAGGAGCAUCUUCGUCGCGCUGGUACAAGCCCAUGCCUGGGUUUGCGCCGCACCCACCCGCGUUCAAGCACCGUUGGGGCGCCAAGCUGCUCGGCGCAACCAUGUGGUUCUGGAUCUUCUACCGCGCCAAACAGGACGGCCCUGUCCUCCUCGGCUUGAAACACCCCUGGGACGGCCACGACCACCACCACGGCGACCACGACGACAGCCACCACUAA
Molecule: messenger RNA, 231 nt
Organism: Moesziomyces antarcticus
Lineage: Eukaryota; Fungi; Basidiomycota; Ustilaginomycetes; Ustilaginales; Ustilaginaceae
Product: NADH dehydrogenase [ubiquinone] 1 beta subcomplex subunit 2-like isoform 2
Exons: 2
Coding region: 1-231 (76 amino acids)
Cellular component (GO): mitochondrial inner membrane
Source: RefSeq, a predicted model, not a curated record